GGAAGGAAGGAGGAAGGAGGAAGGAAGGAUGCGCGCUGUCGAGCUCUAAGCGUGUAGAUAAUGUAUCUACAGCCUGUGAUUUACACCUGCGAUGAUCUAAUGCAAAGCAAUACUUGAAAAUCUCCAAAAGCCAUCAGCUCGUCAGGAUAUGCGAUGCACAGACGUCCCCACAAUCAAAGCGACAGCGAUCUCAAAUGUAUGCAGUAAUGGAACAGCUAUUAUUUCUUGUAAUUUUGUACUCGCUUCCUACUCUCAUCUCAGCCAUACAUAAUUCAACGACUGGAGGAUGUGCAAUAAUUCGUCCCCCCAGAGAUGGAGGGAUUCGCUACCGAGGACUGACUCAGGAACAGAUCCGCAGUGUGGAGAUCUUGCCUGUAGACUAUGAGAUUGAAUAUAUCUGCAGAGGAAGCAGAAUUAUUGUAGGGCCCAAGGUCCGAAAAUGCCUCCCCAAUGGAACCUGGACUGAAAUGAACCAGAUCAGCAGAUGCUUAUUGGUUUGCCCUCGUUCAUGGAUGUCUCUGGAGAAUGGAAGGGUGACGCUGCUGCCCCCUGGACAGCCAGUAGAGGGCACUGUUCUGCGUUACAGCUGCCAUGCUGGCUUACUGUUGGAAGGUUUCAACAUUUCUCACUGUACCAAGCUGGGCAAAUGGGACUCACUUAAACCACUGUGUGUGCGUGACAUGAACUAUACAGGCAAAAAGAAACUGUACAUCGGAGCUCUGUUUCCCAUGAGUGGAGGAUGGCCUGGUGGACAAGCGUGUCUCCCCGCAGCCCAGAUGGCGUUGGAUCUCGUGAACAACCGGAGCGACAUUCUACCGGACUACGAGCUGGAGCUCAUUCAUUACGACAGUAUGUGUGACCCAGGUGAAGCCACCAAACUGCUGUAUGACCUGCUUUACACAGAGCCGAUAAAGAUCGUUCUGAUGCCCGGCUGCAGCUCUGUGUCCACACUGGUGGCCGAGGCGGCACGCAUGUGGAAUCUCAUCGUGUUCUCAUACGGCUCUAGUUCUCCGGCUUUAUCUAAUCGUCAGCGCUUCCCCACUUUCUUCCGAACGCACCCGUCAGCAACUUUGCAUAAUCCCACACGUGUUCGGCUCUUCCAGAAGUGGGGAUGGACUAAGAUCGCCACUAUCCAGCAAACCACUGAAGUUUUUACCUCGACAUUGGAUGAUUUGGAAGAGCGGGUAAAGGAGGCCGGCAUCGAGAUAAGCGUCAGGCAGAGCUUCCUCACUGAUCCCGCGGUGGCUGUCAAAAACCUAAAGCGUCAAGAUGCGAGAAUCAUAGUCGGCCUCUUUUACGAGACUGAAGCCAGAAAAGUGUUUUGUGAGGUCUUUAAAGAGAAACUGUAUGGUAAGAAGUAUGUAUGGUUCCUCAUCGGCUGGUACGCAGACAACUGGUUUAAGAUCAAAGAUCCGGCCAUCAACUGCACGGUGGAGAACAUGACGGAGGCGGUGGAAGGGCACGUCACCACUGAGAUCGUGAUGCUGAAUCCAGAGACCGUCCGCGGUGCUUCAAACCUGACCUCGCAGGACUUCCUGGCACAGCUGAUGUCACGUCUGGGUGGGAAAAACCCUGAGGAAACGGGUGGAUUUCAGGAAGCUCCGCUGGCGUAUGAUGCCGUAUGGGCCCUUGCACUGGCCCUCAAUAAAACUGUGGCCCCCCUGAGGGCCAAAGGGUGGGCACUGGAGGACUUCAACUACAACAACAAAGAUAUCACAGCGGAGAUUUACCGAGCCCUCAACACAAGCUCGUUCGAAGGAGUAUCUGGUCAUGUUGUGUUCGAUGCUCAGGGAUCGCGUAUGGCCUGGACUCUAAUAGAGCAACUGCAAGGUGGGAGCUACAAAAAGAUUGGAUACUAUGACAGCACAAAAGGCAACCUGUCCUGGUACGCAAACGACAAAUGGAUCGGUGCCAGCCCUCCAGCAGACCAGACCAUGGUGAUCGAGGAGUUCCGCUAUCUUUCUCAGAAGCUCUUUGUCUCUGUGUCUGUCUUUGCCGGACUGGGAAUCCUUUUCGGAAUAGUUUGCCUCUCCUUCAAUAUAUACAACAGUAGCGUUAGAUACAUCCAGAACUCCCAACCCUAUCUGAACAACAUGACCGCAGUGGGCUGCGUUCUAGCGCUGGCUGCCGUCUUUCCCCUGGGCAUCGAUGGCUUGCAUGUUCAUAGAUCACAAUUCCCAGUUGUCUGCCAGUUUCGCCUGUGGCUACUAGGGCUCGGCUUCAGUUUAGCCUAUGGCAGCAUGUUCACUAAGAUCUGGUGGGUUCACACUGUGUUCACUAAAAAAGAUGAGAAAAAAGAGAAAAGGAAGCACUUGGAACCGUGGAAGCUGUACGCGACCGUCGCUGUUCUGCUCGCUAUUGAUGUCCUCUCUUUGCUUAUCUGGCAGAUCGUGGACCCAUUGCACAUCACCGUCGAGAAGUUCACUAAAGAAGCUCCAAAAGUAGAUCUAGAUGUGUUGAUUCAGCCUCUUCUUGAGCAUUGCAGUUCAGAAAAGAUGAACACGUGGCUUGGUGUGGUGUUUGGCUACAAGGGUCUUCUCUUGCUGUUGGGAAUCUUUCUGGCCUACGAGACCAAGUCCAUCUCCACGGAGAAGAUUAAUGACCACAGAGCAGUUGGCAUGGCCAUCUACAACGUAGCUGUGCUGUGUAUGAUAACUGCUCCGGUGACCAUGAUCCUCUCCUCUCAGCAGGAUGCUUCAUUUGCAUUCGCGUCUCUGGCCAUCAUCUUCUCUGUUUACAUCACUCUCGUGGUUCUUUUUGUGCCUAAGAUACGUCGUUUGAUCACCCGUGGCGAGUGGCAGUCAGAACAGCAGGACACGCUAAAAACCGGAUCCUCCACAAACAACAACGAAGACGAGAAGUCACGCCAGCUAGAGCGCGAGAACAGGGAACUCCAGAAGAUCAUACAAGAGAAGGAGGAAAGAGUGACAGAUCUUCGGAAUCAACUCGCGGAACGUCAAGCCUUGCGUUCUCGCAGACCCACGUCCGUCCAAAAUCAGAACCAAAAUCACAGCGUUCCUUCCACUCAGACGGUCCCGCCAGGCUACACAGACCAACAGUCUCUGCCUUCAUCCUUCUCCAAUUCCUCCAACCUCUACCAGGGCGAAGGCAAACUGAGCCGAAACAACUGCCACAACAGCCGGUUGCCCCUCCUGUACAAAUGAUUCAAGGCUCCUGAUUGGACGAAUCUCGAGAAAGCAAGUAGUGUCUGUUAACCUGUAGUUUAUUUUUAAGUUGACUUACCUUUUGGCUUCCUGACAUUCCUUGUGACUUCCUAAUUGUUUACUUUUUGAGUUACAAAAACAUAUUCAUGGAAAUACUUUUACUAAAACUACACGAAGUCUGUGUUGCACAAAUAUCAUAUUUAAUUUAUAGGUGUAUAUAAUUAACCAAUGAUGUCAGUAAACAGGAGUCCAUUAGUCAAACUUAUCAACAGCCUUUGUAGGUUGGACGGUGCUAAUUCAAAGAAUCCGAGCGAUUGAGUUUAGUGUCAGAUAGAAGAGCGUCCGUUCGUUUGUGUUCUGCCGUUAUUUUGCCCUUGAGCAUAACACCUACAUCGCUUAACAUUUGAAAAGACGAGCCGAGUGUCACUUUAAUGAGAAUCGUGCGACAGAGGGUAACAGAUGCUCUUUCUCAUCCGGCUCACAAUAGAAAGGUUUUAGCCGAAGCUGCGAUUAACUUCUGAAGGUAUCUGACCUGAAUCUGGUCGAUACUCUGUUUUCUUUUAAUAAUGUUCCUCCUCAAAUCCUUACGGCUGUGUGCCAGGGUCUUUUUUGCAUUAUACUUUACAAUUGCAAUCCCUGGGAUCGAACCCAUGACGUUGGCGUUGCUAACGCCAUGCUCUAACCACUGAGCCACAUAUGACAUGAAAUAAAAAAAUUUUGCUUAUACGAUCAUGGUGGGAAAUAGUCCUGAUAAGUUCAUCACUAAUAACAUGUUGCUUGUCAGAUCGGUUGUGUUUUGUGAGUCACAGUUUCUGUGGCUUUCGCACUUUGCAGGCCAGAUUUGUCAUCACCGAGCCAACAACUCUAUUUUAUUACAAGUUAUAUGAGGAAGAUUUGCUUUGUGAGAACUCCAUGUUGUACUUCAUAUGAAGAGUUUGGUUCCAAAACAAGAUAACAUAAAUCAUGUUUUUUUUAUUGUGCAUUCUAAUAAAUAUCAAUCAAACUGCAUUUGGUUUGUUUUGAUUUAAGCCAUAAUAACACAAAAAUUACAGCUAACUAACACAAUAAAAAUAUGAUUUUUUUUAAAAACAAUGAACUCAUUUUGGAACCAAACUCUUCAUAUAUAGGCCUAUAGGAAAAAUUAAGAGACCAUUCCAAUUUGUAAUUUAAUCAGCAUUUCUAGAUGUAUUGCAGUCAUUCCAGUCCAGUGUCUGUUGGAUUUCAACAAAAUCAAACCUUAGGAGUGACAAAGUCCUCCAACAGCAAUGUGAAAGACUGACAGCAUGACAAGACGCAUUAAAACUGUGAUGCAAAUUGAGGUAAUCACAUAACAAAUCAUUUUUGAACUUUUCCUAAAUACAUGUACAAAUAAUACUGUUGUAUUGCUUAAAAGUGUAUAUAAACUUGUUUUCUUUAUUUAAGGUCUGAAAAAUACAGAGCAUCUUUUCUGCUAUUUUCACCUGUUUCUCCAGUUUUCGUUUUCUGCAAAUAAAUGCAAAUAGAAACAAUAUUUUUAUUUGAAAUUUAGGAGGAAUAUUGUUAGUAGUUCACGGAAUUAAACACAAUGAUCAUUACCUAAACACAUACCUAUAAAUCGUAAAUUCAGAAAAAACGGAAAUCAUUUUGAAAUGGUCUACUAAUUUCCCCCGCGGCUGUAGAUAUUUCUGUAAACACUGUUGCUGAAUUCUAACCGAUGCCUAGAUCCUACAGAUCAUUCCUGGUCUGUGCAAUACAUUUAUUUUUACUUUUAUUUACAUCUUUUUAUUUUAAAAUAAUGUUGUACCUCUUACAAAUGGGAGUAUACACAUGUAAUCUACAGCAGUAGUCCUCACCUGGUUUAGUUAAACACAGAUUUAACUGUACAUUGGACAUUAUUGACUGAACACAAUAUCAAACCUGUAAUCGUCAUUUAAUGGGUCAUAUUUUCGAUGACCUAGUUCAUGGUUUUCAAGGAUGAUGGCAUGUCAAACAACCUGCCUAUGUAAGCAUCUACCUAAUAUGGCUAAAUUCUGCCAAGUAACAAAUGAAUUUGAGCCAUAUUGAGUUUCAUGGCCUCAUGGAAACAGCAACAAAGUAUGGAAAGUGUUUUUUCUCUUCUUUUGAAGUUAUAAAGCUUGGUUAUUUUUCUAUUCUAAAUGCAUAAAUACAUAGUUAAUUGCAUUUUAGUAUUCGCGUUCAACCUUUUCUUACGUUUUUCUGUACCCCUGACCGAUGCGAUCAGAGCAGGCUUGAGAAGUGACUAUUCAUUUGCAUUGUAUAAUUUGUACAGUAAAUGUACACAAAAACACACAAUGUAUGAUCAAUGUCUUUUGUACGAUUUCAAAAUCACGUUGACGGUCAUUUUGUUGCAUUUAAACGGAUAAAUUUGAUUCGUGGAAGCUUUACCAAUAAUUGUUUUAUUCUUCUUAAAAACAAUUUGACACCAGAAUUUAUGAACACUGUCACAAUUGCAUAAUUCAUAACUACUAUGACUGGUUCACAAAUGCCCAGACUCGCUCUUCUUGUAUUUUUGCAGUUACGGGUUGAGUCAAGAAUUUUGUACUUGUGGACAAUCUCUAUCUAUAUUUACAUUUAUUGCAAUACUGUUGCGAUUACUAAUAUCCUUUUUCUUUUCUUCUGGUAAGACAAUCACAUACUAUUUUACUAUGUUUACACAAGAAUACAAUAUUUGGAUUUGUUUUUCAGACAGAACUGUGCAUUAAUGCAUGUUUCAUUGUUGUAUCUGUAUCACUGAAAAGUACUCAUGUAUAAACUAUCAAGUAACAAGCAAUGAUUCAUUUGACAAGAGUAGUAGGCUAAAGCACAUUGUUUUCCCUCUAGUAUACUAAGCAUUCUAGUAAUGUAGCUCAGGGUGUGUGACUAUAUACUGUAUAACACUUGACACACUGUAAAAGUACAAUCUGUAAUUACUGAAACAGUGCCUUUUGUACUCAUUGGAGGGAGUGGAUCUGCCAUUGUAGAGAUCUGGGCGGAGUCACCAUUGACAUGUGAGGGUUGCUAUGAUAAGGCACUUAUUUCUGAAGGCCGUGUACAGUUGCAGCAAUUACGGAUUUCCCUUUUAAAUGUACUGUUUCUUGUCAGGUGUGUGCACUAUACCAUGAGGCAUUUUUUAAUACUUCCAGAUGUCUGUAAGUCAUGUAAUUGAGUCCCUUGUGAUUUUGGAAAUGAAGCAAUGAAUCUAUUAUGUAUGCUUUAGAAAGUUUCUCUAAAUAUGCAAACGUUCUGGAUGUCAACAUUCAAUAAACUCAUUAUUUUGCACUGAGAGUACUGUCGAGCUGUUUUCUGAAGCACCACUCAUCUCGUACAAUAACAGAUGCACUACCAUACAAAUUAGCAGAGGUGGACGAAGUACACAACUUCCUUACUUGAGUGAAAGUACAGAUACUACUGGUCAAAGAUUACUCCACUACAAGUAAAAGUUGUAAAG
Molecule: messenger RNA, 6591 nt
Organism: Triplophysa rosa
Lineage: Eukaryota; Metazoa; Chordata; Actinopteri; Cypriniformes; Nemacheilidae
Gene: gabbr1a
Product: gamma-aminobutyric acid (GABA) B receptor, 1a
Exons: 24
Coding region: 195-3164 (989 amino acids)
Biological process (GO): G protein-coupled receptor signaling pathway; gamma-aminobutyric acid signaling pathway
Cellular component (GO): membrane; G protein-coupled receptor heterodimeric complex
Molecular function (GO): G protein-coupled GABA receptor activity
Source: RefSeq, a predicted model, not a curated record